Chrysemys picta bellii (western painted turtle) is the source of this 5066-nucleotide messenger RNA. It is a transcript of the gene ENPEP, whose product is annotated as glutamyl aminopeptidase. Gene Ontology annotation, cellular component: cytoplasm; plasma membrane. Lineage: Eukaryota; Metazoa; Chordata; Testudines; Emydidae. Gene Ontology annotation, molecular function: peptide binding; metalloaminopeptidase activity; zinc ion binding. Gene Ontology annotation, biological process: regulation of blood pressure; peptide catabolic process; proteolysis. The record is from RefSeq and is a predicted model, not a curated record.
GGGCUGAACUGCUUAUAAGGAGAGUAGAGUAGUAACAGUGUUCUUCUGUGUCCAUUUCCUCUGUCUUUCUUCACAGCUGCACUCCUCUGGAUCAACCACUUUUCCUCUGGUUCAGAUGAAUGCUAUCUUUAAUUAAUUGAGUACAAAAGAGACAAAAAGGCUGUAACUACACCAUUACAAUACAAACCGAAUCUGCUGGGCUUACUAAAAACAAGCAGCGCGGAGGUGCUUAAUAAGCCUUUUUAAGGUUAAUGUUUAUCUUUGAAAGAAGACAGGGGAACAAAGAUGCAGGGAAUGGAUUUUGAGGAUAAGAAGUCCAAGAGGUAUUGCAUGAAGAAAAAGCAUGUGGCCAUCAUCUGUGCAGUAGUGGCUGCAGUGGGUUUAGCUGUGGGACUUGGCGUGGGAUUAAGCAGACCUGAGCCUUGCCAACCUUCCGGAGGCACAGAACAGCCAGCAACCACUACUCCUGUGACAGUGGAGACACGACACUGCCCUCCCAAAAAUGAUGCAGAUGGAGAAUGGACAGAUUUCAGGCUACCCACUUACAUUAACCCAGAACACUAUGAGCUGGAAGUGAAGCCUCUGAUGGAUGCAGAUAUCUACACAGGGACAGUCAACAUCUCCAUCAAGUUGGGGAAACCUACCAAGUACUUGUGGCUUCACCUCCGAGAGACCAAGAUCACAGAGCUACCCAUGCUCUGGAAAUCCUCAGGGCAGCAGAUUGCACUGAUCGAAUGUUUUGAAUAUGAACAACACGAAUAUGUGGUGAUGGAGGCAAAAGAGAUGCUCUCUGCUACUACUGCAAAUGACAACUAUAUACUAACCCUGAAGUUCCAAGGCUGGCUGAAUGGCUCCCUCGUUGGAUUUUAUAGAACCACCUACACUGAGAAUGGAGUGACCAAGAGCAUAGCAGCUACUGAUCAUGAGCCAACAGAUGCACGGAAGUCGUUUCCUUGCUUUGAUGAGCCCAACAAAAAGGCAACUUACACCAUAUCAAUCAUCCAUAAAGAACCAUUCAAAGCACUCGCAAACAUGCCCGUAGAGCAAACGGUUCAAGUAGGUGAUGGCUGGAACAGGACAACUUUUCAGAAAUCUGUCCCAAUGAGCACAUAUUUGGUGUGCUUUGCUGUGCACCAGUUUGAAUGGAUAGAAAGAAAGUCUGCCAGUGGAAUUCCUCUCAGGAUAUAUGCACAGCCACAGCAAAUACAAACAGCAGAAUAUGCAGCAAAUGUUACUAAAGUUGUAUUUGACUACUUUGAACAGUAUUUCGAUAUGAACUACUCUCUUCCAAAAUUAGAUAAAAUAGCUAUUCCAGAUUUUGGUACUGGUGCUAUGGAAAACUGGGGUCUGAUCACUUACAGAGAAACAAACCUACUUUACGAUCCCAAAGAAUCUGCUUCGUCCAACAAACAGAGAGUGGCAGCUGUGAUUGCCCAUGAGCUCGUUCACCAGUGGUUUGGAAACAUUGUGACCAUGGACUGGUGGGACGACUUGUGGCUAAAUGAAGGAUUUGCCAGUUACUUUGAGUUCCUAGGAGUAAAUGCUGCAGAAACUAAUUGGCAAAUGCUUGAUCAGGUGUUAAUUGAUGACGUGCUGCCUGUGAUGAAGGACGACUCCUUGUUGUCUUCUCACCCUAUUGUGGUCAGUGUGUCAUCUCCAGCUGAAAUAACAUCUGUAUUUGAUGGCAUAUCAUACAGCAAGGGAGCAUCAAUUCUCAGAAUGCUUCAAGAUUGGAUUACACCAGCAAAGUUUCAAAAAGGAUGUCGGGAGUACCUAAAGAACUACCAAUUCCAGAAUGCAAAGACAGAUGAUUUCUGGGAAUCCCUGGCACUGGCAAGUGAUAAGCCAGUGAAGGAAGUGAUGGACACCUGGACUAGGCAGAUGGGAUACCCUGUAUUGAGUGUGGAAGCUAAUUCAAAGAUCACACAGAGACGUUUUCUGUUGGACCCCUCAGCAAAUUCUUCUGAACCGACCUCUGCACUAGGUUACACAUGGAAUAUCCCAGUGAAAUGGCGUGCUGGGACCGAAACAAAUGUUACAUUCUACAAUAAGUCAGUAUCUGCAGCCACAGGAAUUACUAUAACACCCAGCAACCCUGAUUCUUUACUGAAAAUAAAUCCAGACCACAUUGGAUUUUAUCGUGUAAAUUAUGAAACACAAACUUGGAACAACAUAAGCAGAUUAUUGGCUAUCAGCCAUACGUCUUUUUCUUCUGCUGAUCGUGCCGGGCUUCUGGAUGAUGUGUUUUCUUUGGCAAGGGCUGAACUUUUGAAUUAUGCUGUUCCACUGAAUCUAACAAAAUAUCUACAAAAUGAAGAGGAUUAUUUACCUUGGCAUAGAGUUAUAUCAGCUGUAUCUUACCUCAGAGACAUGCUUGGAGAUGAUAUAGAGCUCUACCCCAGGUUUAAGACAUACUUUCGCAGUCUGGUUAAACCCAUUGCAAAUAAGCUGGGUUGGAACGAUGAUGAAACUGGAAGCCAUGUGAUGAGGCUUCUUCGUGCAGAUGUUUUAGGAUUUGCAUGCAGCAUGGACGACCAGGAUGCUUUGAACAAUGCAUCUAGCUUAUUUUAUUCCUGGUUAAAUGGAGCAAGUCCAUCUGUAAAUCUCCGGCUCUUGGUAUAUCGCUAUGGGAUGCAGAACUCCGGCAAUGAGACAUCAUGGAACUAUAUGUUUCAGAAAUACCAAAGUACUUCAUUAGCUCAAGAAAAAGAAAAGCUGCUCUAUGGUCUGGCAUCAGUGAAGAACAUCACCCUUUUGGACAGGUAUCUAAAAUAUAUUUACAACACCAGUCUUAUUAAAAGUCAGGAUGUGUUCACUGUCCUGAGAUACAUCUCCUAUAACAGCUAUGGCAAAACCAUGGCUUGGGACUGGAUACGGCUCAACUGGGAAUACUUAGUCAGCAGAUACACAAUCAAUGAUAGAAAUCUUGGUCGAAUAGUAUCAAUAACCCAAACAUUCAACACUGACCUUCAGCUUUGGGAGAUGGAAAAUUUCUUUGAAAAAUACCCUAAUGCUGGAGCAGGACAAGCACCCAGAAAACAGGCUCUCGAAACAGUAAAGAAUAAUAUUGAAUGGCUAAAACAAAACAAGGGAGAGAUAGAAGCAUGGCUAACAACUUAAUGUUUUACUUCAAAGUUGCAAAGAAUUAAAAAUAUAUUGUCUUAAUUUUAUGCACUUACUGUUUCUUACAUGAACAUUUGGGAAUCCAUUUACAAAUGCUGUCUCUGAAUCCUACAAACACUUAUGCACUUGAAUAACUUUACUCAUGUAAGAUAAAUAAGACUACCUGUAAGAGUAAAGUUACUCAAGUUAUAAAAAAAAUUGCAGGGUUGGGCUCCUGUUUGUACUUCCCACCUACUGCUUUGAAAAAUGUACCCCUUUGUUUAUGUAGAAAGAAACCCAUUUAAGAGUAUUUAAAACACUCAGGGAUACCCUUCCAACUGUAUUUUACAGGUGGUCUAUUCCAAGGGAAUUAAGUAGUAAUUUGAACUUGUUUUAAAAUCAUUUUAUAUAUUUAUACUUGUAAAAGCCAGCAUGUGGGAUUUAGCUUUGUGUUCUUAGUACUAAAGAAAUGUCAGUUAAUUUUGUUUCCCGAUUGAUUCUUUAAAAGUGUAACUAUUGGUAUUCAAGGGAUCAAUAUUACCAACCUACUGUUUAAGUUUAUUAUUUGGGAUUCUGUAAUUUUUAUAUUUUGUUUUUCUCUCUAAAUCCUGUCAAAGUAACCAGCGCCUAGGAUAGAAGUCACUGUAUGUUUUAGACAAGGAAAUGGGUACCUGUUACCUCUCUUUCCAUAAGAAGAGCAAAAACAAAAACCAACAAAAACUAGGAAACGCUCACUCUUAACUAGGAAGUAAAAGACUGGCCACCACUGCCUUUUUGAAAAACAUCAACCACUGCUUCUUAAGAAUUUCAGAUAUGGCAAUCACCUCCAGCCCUAGGAGGGGCAAAUUCAUCCCUGUGCUGGACCUAGGGCUGGCCCAGGAACACGGGGAAAAACAGAUUGUGCCUCCUCUAUCCAGGAACAACUGGGGGCCAGUUUGUCUCCCAGUGCAGGCUACUGAGUAGAACAGAGUUGGCCAAACUUAUCCACUAUUUCAAUGGGCCACUGCAGGAGUGCAGAAUCAAUGGAGAGUAAAAGCACACCUCCUUUCACCCUGGAAUGUCCCCCAGCAGGCGGGAGGGUGAGUGAGGCUGCUGAAGAGAUGGCACAGAUCUGGCUGUGCACCAGGGAUAGAGAAAUAUCCUAGGAACAGGGGGCUCCUGUGCAGCUACUCCUGCCUUAUGCCACCCCUCCAACCCAUUUGUUCCACCUUAGCUGGUGCAAAAAGGGGAUGCAGAACAACUGUGAAUCUGGAUCCAGCUGUGAAAGAAUAAGCAGUUUCUUCACUUUCAGAGAUUUGAGAAUCAGAACUGAUGCUUCCUCAUGUUCUAUUGACCCCUUACACAUGUUUCAGGCCAAAUUCACCCUAGGAUGUGCAGGUAGCUUCCAUUGAGGUCAGAGAAUUCUAGUGAUCGCUAGUCAAUUGCUAUGUGAAAGGAAAGUGUCAGCCAGCAUUCCGCAAAUAAACAUUUAAGGAUUUUAACCUGCAAUGGUUACAACCCACUGCUGUCAUAUACUUCCAAUUGUGAUGGGAACAUGGCAAAGAGCCAAGUGACUUCUUCAGUGCUCUCGCCUUUGCCCAGCAAUGAAAGUGAGGCAAUUGUACAGAACCAAAACAUGCACAGACCCUGAACAAAAUCUUUCACUUCCUCCCCCCCUCAAUAUGAAGAACUAUUUCAUAUUGUGGUGGAAUCUCCAUCCUUAGAGGUUUUUAAGGUCAGGCUUGACAAAGCCCUGGCUGGGAUGAUUUAGUUGCUGUUGAUCCUGCUUGGAGCAGGGGGUUGGACUAGAUGACCUCCUGAGAUCUCUUCCAACCCUAAUAUUCUAUGAUUCUAUAUUUAUAAUGAGCCCUUGUCUGGACAAGUACAUAUCACAUGCGUCUUAGACCCCAUCAUCUUUUGUUUGUCCCUUUAAAGAUUUUUAUGAUUGAAUAAAGCAAAUAAAUAUGGUGAAUAAAGCAAAUAAA